CAGAUGACAGUCAUGCCUAACCAAACAAACCUAUAAGCCCUAACGACUACAAACCCUCUGUUCAUCGCUGUUGCACCCACGAUCCAUGCCACCGUCGUAGAUCCUCUCUCUCCACGUUGCAGUUGCCCUCAAUGAACUUCGCUCUAUGUCGCCACCACCACUUCUUUGAUCUAGGUCGGCACCUCUAUUCACAACCGUCUCUGCUCACAACCGUCUCUUCUUCUCGUCACAGACCAGUUGUUCCUCACAUUAGCAGUUAACCAAAGAUAUCGAUUAGAGCUUAGAAGUAGGUCGAGUUCCAUUCGACGGUCAUCUCUAGCUGUUGUAUCUUACGCUCAAUCGCAGGUUGUCUCUUACAGUCGGUUAUCUCUGUUCAAUCGUUCACCAUCCCUGCUAAAUCGACUCUGCAACUACGAUUCUAAAACCGAGAACUCUACAAGUCUUUAUGUCUUUAUCAGUUUAUUGUUGUAAAUAUGUGCACGACAAUCCUGAGGAUAUCACAAAAGAGGAAGCUUGUUUGGCCGCUAACCAUGUGAAAGGACCGGACCUUACAUCAAGUGGUUUCUCCAAAGGCUUGGUCAUGAAGGUGAAUGAAUUUGCUACACAUGUAGUUGGUUCCCUUCUAACCGAAGCUAGUGAAGGAGCUACCAAUCUUCAUGUAGACCAUGGAGUUGGUGACCAAGACCUUUCAAUGGCCAUGAAUGAAACGUCAGGGUCAAGUCUUAUUGAAGAAAGACUUUGUGAGGAACCCAUUAAUGAGUUUGUUCAGAGCUAUGAUAUUGUUGUCUUCAACAAGAUCUAUUUCGAUAAUGCUGUUGUUGCAAUUUUGCUUUUGUUGCUGACAUGUUAA
Lactuca virosa is the source of this 850-nucleotide messenger RNA. The record is from the annotation of a GenBank genome assembly. NCBI's taxonomy places the organism in Eukaryota, Viridiplantae, Streptophyta, Magnoliopsida, Asterales, Asteraceae.